AUGGUCAGUUUUGUUGAAUGUGUUCGAUUUGGAGCAAUAAGUUGUGAACUAGCAGAUUCGAUCGAAACCGAUCUGCAGAAGGAAAAUGACAAGAAAAUCGCUGUUUGCAUCAAUGCCAUCGAAAAAAUUAAAGAUAUCUCUAAGAUUGAUGAUAACCAUUUCACCUUUAAAGAAAUCUGCUUACGAUAUCUCUCUGCUGGAUUGCUUUUGCUACCAGACAAUCUUCAGGUCAAAGCAGUGAGUUUGAUGGAAGUCUGUAAAGAACUCACUUACGAAGCGCUGAAUUACAAGGACUAUCUUCAAGAAAUGAGAGCAACGGCGUACGAAAAUAUCGAAAGGGCGCGAACAUGGUUCGAGUAUAAGACGAGAAUGGAAAUGGUUUUUCUAAAAGAAAUUAAAUCCCUCUUACCGCAUGUCAAUACAGAGGUUCUGUUUCACGAGCAAUUGAAUCACCUUUACGAGCUUCAAGAUGAACUCGCGGAUAGCCUUUCUCGAUCUGAGGGGCUUCAAAAUUUAUAUCAAGCUAGGGAGUUGAUGAAUAGAGCAAUAAGUAGUAAAAGACGCCAAGUUGGAGUAAUAGAUGCUCUUGAUCUUCUGAAACGAGCAUUUGAUCUGACGAUUGGAAUCGACCAGAAAGCAAGAUGCAUCAUAGCUUCUGAGAUGGGAUAUAUUUAUGCUGAGUUCGAUGAACGUCCUCACGCAAAAAUUAAAGCCAAGGAAUACUAUAGGGAUUGCAUUCAUUCGGCACUAGAAAACGGAUACACACGGGAUUUCUUUUGGCUCAAGAGAUCAAGAGAAUAUCUUGCUAAAGUCGCAGCGGAGAUGUCAACUUUUGGUGUAACCUUUCAGCCUUCACAAAAAGGGAUCGAGGUUAUUGAGGAGUUUAAAAAGCAGAAUUUUGACAAAAAAGAACCAAAAGAAUUUCUCGCUUACCUUGCAAAACAUCAUCCUCCAAAAAAGGGUACUAUGCCGAUAGCCACAAUUUACAAUGAAAAUGAAUGUCUUACAAAAGCGACGCGAUUAUAUCACCCUGACAGCAAUUGCUUCAAUCGACUUGGUGAACUGUAUUUAAAUCUUGCAAAAGAUAAGAAUAGAAAAGACGUCGAAGUUUUGUUCGAAAAACUCAGCCUCGAGAAAGGAGCAGUUUCAAGUUUCAUUCAAUCGAUGAUAAAUUUUGUCGAAUGUGUUCGAUACGGCGCGAUGAGCUGCGAAUUAGCAGAAAUAAUUGAGACAGAAUUGCAAAAAGAAAAUGACAAGAAAAUCGCCGUUUGCAUCAAUGCGCUCGAACAAAUAAAGGAUAUAUCCAGAUUGGACGGCUACGAGUUCAGUUUUAAAAAAAUUUGCCUUAAAUACCUUUCCGCUGGUUUGCUUAUCCUACCAGAUCAUUUCCAAAUCAAGGCAGUCAGUCUGAUAGAAGUAUGCGAACAACUCAACUACGAAGGUCUUAAAUAUAAAGACUACCUCCGAGAAAUUACUUCAACGCCCUAUGAAGACAUCGAAAAUGUGCGAACUUGUUUUAAAGAUAGAACGCGAAUGGAAAUGCUUUUCUUAAAAGAAAUUGAAUCUCUUCUGGCUCAUGUUAAUAAGGAGAUUCUCUCUGAAGAAAAAAUAGAUGAGCUAAACGAGCUCAAAGAUGAGCUUGAAGACAAUCUCUCUCGAACUGCAGGACUUCAGAAACUUUACCAAGCGAGAGAGUUGAUGAGUACAGCUAUAAAAGAUGGAAGACGUCAAGGUGGUGUGAUUGUUGCACUCGAUCUACUGAAACAAGGAUACGACUUAACGCUUGGUAUUGACCAGAAAGCAAGGUGCGUUAUUGCUUCCGAGAUGGGCUACAUUUUUAUUGAAUUCGAUGAACGGCCUCAUGCAAAAAUCAAAGCAAAAGAAUACUACAAAGACUGCAUUCAUAUUGCAUUGGAAAAUGGAUAUACCAAAGAGUUCUAUUGGUUGAAGAGAGCAAGAGAAUAUCUCGCUAAAGUCUCUGCGGAGACAACGCAUUUCGGAGUAACUUUCAAUCCAUCAGAGGAAGGGAUUAAAAUUAUUCAAAGAUUCACAAAUGAGGAUUUUAGCAAUAAAUCAGCAACAAAGUUUCUCAAUUAUCUGGCAAAAAAUCAUCCACCGAAGAAAAGAACAAUGCCAAGAGUCACAGGAACACCAGAAAAUAUCAAAACUUGUCUUACAAAAGUGACACGUCUCUAUCAUCCAGAUACAAACGCGAAAUUUGAUGAUGAUUGGAAGGCUCUUUGUGAGCAGAUCUCUAUGGUUGCCAACAAUUUGUACUCAAGAAUCGUGAAAGGAUUAUACUAG
This is a messenger RNA of Oikopleura dioica, 2304 nucleotides long. Lineage: Eukaryota; Metazoa; Chordata; Appendicularia; Copelata; Oikopleuridae. The record is from the annotation of a GenBank genome assembly.